Molecule: messenger RNA, 874 nt
Organism: Mus caroli (Ryukyu mouse)
Lineage: Eukaryota; Metazoa; Chordata; Mammalia; Rodentia; Muridae
Gene: Cd99
Product: CD99 molecule (Xg blood group)
Biological process (GO): T cell extravasation; homotypic cell-cell adhesion; positive regulation of neutrophil extravasation
Cellular component (GO): plasma membrane
Source: RefSeq, a predicted model, not a curated record
AUGGCGCGCGCGGCGGCGGCGGCCGCGGUUCUGGCCCUGGCGCUGCUCGGGGCCGCGGCGCGGGGCGCGGCCGGAGAUGGCGGCGACUUCGACCUGGGCGACGCCCUGGGCGACCCCGACACGAAGCCGACGCCCAAGGCCCCAACGCCCAAGAAGCCAUCAGGAGGCUUCGACCUGGAGGACGCCCUGCCCGGCGAUGGCGGCGAUGGCGGCGGCCGAGGCGCCGCGGGCGAGAAGCCGGGGAACCGGCCCCAGCCGGACCCGAAGCCGCCCGGGACGCACGGAGACUCAGGCGGGAUCUCGGACACCGACCUGGCGGACGCCGCGGGACAGGGAGGAGGCGGAGCCGGGCGACGCGGGAGCGGCCAUGAUGGCGGCGGCGGGGCGGAGCCGGAAGGGUCGCCGCAGGGCCUGGUCCCGGGCGUGGUCGCGGCCGUGGUGGCCGCCGUGGCGGGCGCGGUCUCGAGCUUCGUGGCCUAUCAGAGGCGGCGCCUGUGCUUCCGGGAGGGCGGCUCCGCCCCCGUGUAGAUGACGUCAUGGCCACGCCCACUCAGGCAUCGCUGACGCUGCUCAUUUGCAUACGCGCUCCCCGCCUCCCGCCGCGACGUCACCGGCCCCGCCCCCCGGCGCCCCCUGGAGACGCAAACGCUUCGGCCCCGCCCCCCGCCGCGACGUCACCGCCCGCCAGCCCCGCCCCCUCGCCUCCGCAUCGGUGACGUCGGAGCUGCCGCAGGCCCCGCCCCCCUGACCCCGCUGACGUCGUGGCCUCCCCAGAGACGGAGCCAUCGCGGGCAUCCCCCUGCCUCAGCUCGGACAGGAAGGAGCGGGGCCUGGAGGCCGGGGGCGGGGCCGGAAAUAAAGGCGGGGUUUUGUA